Molecule: messenger RNA, 1556 nt
Organism: Aricia agestis (brown argus)
Lineage: Eukaryota; Metazoa; Arthropoda; Insecta; Lepidoptera; Lycaenidae
Gene: Actbeta
Product: inhibin beta chain
Exons: 4
Coding region: 674-1420 (248 amino acids)
Biological process (GO): SMAD protein signal transduction
Cellular component (GO): extracellular region
Molecular function (GO): growth factor activity; cytokine activity
Source: RefSeq, a predicted model, not a curated record
CACGGGAGAGACCGCCCGCCGCCCGUGUGGACAACUUUUUACGUCGCUCACGACUGGACAUAAAAGAUACAACACAACAUGCUUCUGAAGAGAGGCCGUGCUCAUCAUGAGUACGCCGAUACAUCGUGGGACAUCCGACUCUCCGUGGGAUGAAAGCGUUAAAUCUUGCGUAGCUCAAACUUUAUUUACCUAGAAUAAUGUAUAGGGAUCCAGCGAUGGUUCAGUCGGAUUUUCAACUUUUUUUACAUUUUAAGUAACAUUAUCAUUAGGCUGUUUUACAUUCCCAAGUCGGUGUUCACACGGUACCGCGAACAAGAAUCGGGGCCCAUAUUCAGAUGUAUUUAAAAACCGAAUAUCUGCUUUGACCUUGCAAGCGGAGCCUAAAGCCAUAGGCGCCAAACGAGUGCACCCGGCCCCUACCCUUCCUUCACGAUUUAACCGCCGCUGGUUGAGUAAUUUCGCCUUUAGGUAGGACUUUAGGUAUAUAAGGACUUGAAACCUGACUGGGAGGAUAAAAAACCUGAUAUUUAUUGUAAUAAUUUGAGUUCAACGCGUUGCGUGAUGCGUGCUGUUUUGACGAAAGUUUUAACUGCAGCAUCGAACCUCUUGAAUUUUCCCGCAAUGAGGAUUUUUAUACUCCUGAUCAGGCCACCACCACCACCACCAGGAUACCAUGAGUUUGAAGGUGGAUUUUUUCGCAGGAGAGACGCUGAAUGGCCAGCGUCUGAUCGAGUUCCGGCUGGGCCAGGAGGCGGAGUCGGAGAUGUCUGUGGCCGGAGCGGAGCUGAUGGUGCGGGCUGAGGCCAGCCCCCGCGCGCGCCGCCUCCGCUAUACGCUGUGGGCCUUCACGGUCCGCGGGAACUCCAGCGUCGGGGAGCUUGCCGGCGCCACCGUGGCCGGCGGAGGUCGCAACGGCGGUCGCGGCUGGCAGCGGCUGGACGUGACGGACGCGGCGCGGCGCUGGGCGGCAAACGGCGCGCACGGCCCGCUGCGGCUGCUGGUCGACUGCAGCGGCUGCGGCGGGCGCGUUCGGCUGCGGCUCGGCGGCGGCGCUGCGGCGCGCCCGCUGCUGCGGCUUCGCGUGCGCCCGCGCCGAGCCCGCUCGCGCCGCGCGCUAGACUGCGACGCGGCAGCAUCGGGCAGCUGCUGCCGGCAGACCUACUACGUGAGCUUCCGCGCGCUCGGCUGGGACAGCUGGAUCGUGGCGCCCGAGGGCUACUACGCCAACUACUGCCGCGGCGCCUGCGACCCCCUAAACAGCUAUCAUUCGCAGAUCGUGGAGGCGGCGGCGCUCGGGCGCAGCACGUGCUGCGCGCCCGUGCGCUUCUCCGCGCUGUCGCUCAUCUACUUCGGCGACGACGCCAACAUCAUCAAGCGCGACCUGCCCGAGAUGGUGGUCGAGGAGUGUGACUGCCCGUGAUGUACAUAACCCCCGACCUCCCGCUUACGCCAGAUUUAUCCAUUUAUAUUUGUUCCGCGAAAGACUAUAUCCUAGCCUCCGCGUGUGUUUGGACGUUCGCCCGCUGCGGCGUCGCCUGCCGCGCUGCAUCGCGCCG